Messenger RNA from Amoebophrya sp. A25, 351 nucleotides. NCBI's taxonomy places the organism in Eukaryota, Dinophyceae, Syndiniales, Amoebophryaceae. The record is from the annotation of a GenBank genome assembly.
AUGGUUUCCUUCAUAGCGCCUCGUCUCCGGCAAAUCGCCUCUCUCUGCGUUUUCCUACUCAUCACUGGUCAUGCUUCGUUCAUCGAUGGUUUACACGUAACCACUUCUAGGAAGACCUCGACGUGGCCCUUCGCACCUCCUCCUGAAGUCCACGAAGGCGGGAAUCCGAAAAUCAAGCUCCCGAAAACCCAGGACUGGCUAGCAAAGUCCAAGCUGGAUCCGAAGUACGAUGUAGAUGCACACCCUCUCAAAGGAAAGUACGACGCCACAGAAGCAGAAGUGGCCGCCGAGCAGGCGCAUGAGCAUGCGGACAUCGACCACCCUGAUGCGCAUAUUGCGGUGGCUCGGUGA